CACACAGACACACAUGUAAACUGUCACUCCAAUAUAACAACAAUUUUAAUAAUUUAAUUUGUCUUGAAUUAAAUCAUGUCGAAAAUUAUAAAAAUUGAUGGUAGUCUAGGUGAAGGGGGAGGUCAAGUAUUGAGAAUUGCUUUGAGUUUAAGUGCACUAUAUAAAAUACCAAUUGAAAUUGAAAAUAUCAGAGCUGGUCGUCCAAAACCAGGCUUAGCAGCACAACAUUUAAAAGGUGUUGAAAUUGCACGGGAUAUGUGUAAUGCAAUUGUCAAAGGAGCAUAUAUUGGAUCAACUCGUUUGGAAUUUAAUCCUGACAUUGACAACAUCAACAAGACAAAAAUUAAAAAACGUCAAUUUACAGCAGACACAGAAACUGCUGGUUGUAUUGGUCUGCUAGCUCAAGUUGCAUUACCAAUUGCAUUAUUUUAUUCUUCAAAUGAUGAUAAUGAUGAUGGACCAAUAAAUUUAAUAUUAAAAGGAGGCACUAAUGUACCAAUGGGUCCACAUGUCGAGUAUUUAACACAAGUUUUUAGACCAUGGUUAAAUAAAUUUGGUGGUGAUUUUGAUUUAACUGUUGUAAAACGUGGAUAUUAUCCAAAAGGAGGUGGACAAAUUCACAUGAAAAUAAAUCCAAUAAGUCAUUUAAAGCCUAUAAAUGUCAUUGAUUGUGGUGAUAUUGAUGGUAUAUCAGGAUGGUCAUAUGUUGCUGGUUCAAUUCAAUUAAAUGAAGCCUACAAAAUGGCUGAUACUGCUAAAAAAUCAUUGUCAAUGCAGCUGCGAGAUAAUGAUGUACCAGUACCACCAAUAAAUAUUGAAGAAUAUCGAGAAGAUAGAGGUAUGGCUGUUGGUAAUGGAUCUGGUAUCAAUAUCGUUUGUAAAACAAAUACUGGAUGUGUUUAUGGAGGCUCUGGACUGGGUUCAUUAAAACGAGGUAAUGGUAAAGAUCCAGCUCAAGAAGCUGUUGAACAUAUUAUCAAACCAAUUCUCAAUCAUUCUUGUGUUGAUGAUUUUAUGCAAGAUCAGCUCAUUAUACUGAUGGCUUUGGCUAAUGGCCACUCGAGAGUAUCAAUUGGUCAUGGAAAAUUGACACAGCACACUGAAACAGCUGUUAAAAUUGCUGAAAUAAUGUUAAAAAAUCGUGGAUAUGAAUUUAGCCUAAAAGAAGAAGAAAAUAAUUCUGUUAAUACUGGAAAAUUUUAUGUCAUGGAAUGUAAAGGAGUUGGCUUAAUUUAAAACUCCUUUUUUUUUUUUUUUUUCAAUUUGUUAAUCAUUGUUUUUUAUCC
Aphidius gifuensis is the source of this 1286-nucleotide messenger RNA. RefSeq names its product RNA 3'-terminal phosphate cyclase (gene Rtca). The record is from RefSeq and is a predicted model, not a curated record. The transcript is spliced from 5 exons. Gene Ontology annotation, molecular function: RNA-3'-phosphate cyclase activity. Gene Ontology annotation, cellular component: nucleus. Gene Ontology annotation, biological process: RNA processing. Bases 76 to 1236 code for a protein of 386 amino acids. Lineage: Eukaryota; Metazoa; Arthropoda; Insecta; Hymenoptera; Braconidae.